This is a messenger RNA of Haliotis rufescens (red abalone), 9861 nucleotides long. Its product is annotated as MOB kinase activator 3B-like. The record is from RefSeq and is a predicted model, not a curated record. Gene Ontology annotation, cellular component: cytoplasm; nucleus. NCBI's taxonomy places the organism in Eukaryota, Metazoa, Mollusca, Gastropoda, Lepetellida, Haliotidae. The transcript is spliced from 7 exons. Gene Ontology annotation, molecular function: protein kinase activator activity. The coding region runs from base 39 to 698 and encodes 219 amino acids. Gene Ontology annotation, biological process: signal transduction; positive regulation of protein phosphorylation.
GGAGUUGUUAGGAUACUUGCAUUCUAAAAGAAGACGAAAUGGCGGCUGCUAGAGAUGCAUUCGCGAUAUUCUUCAAGAAAGAUAAGACUUUCCGUCCCCGGAAGAAGUUUGAGCAUGGUACGAUGAAGUACAACCUCCACAAGCAGGCCAACGCUUCCCUCAACGCCGGCAUUGACCUGAAGGAGGUCGUCCGACUCCCUCAGGGGGAAGACAUGAAUGACUGGAUUGCUGUGCAUGUGGUUGACUUCUUCAACAGAAUUAACCUUCUGUAUGGUACAAUAUGUGAGCACUGUACUGAACAGACUUGCCCCACGAUGUCGGGAGGACCGAAGUACGAGUACUUCUGGAGUGAUGGUCUAAACUACAAGAAAGCCACAGCCCUCCCUGCUUCUCGGUAUAUUGCACUUCUCAUGGAGUGGAUAGAAACACAGAUUAAUGACGAGAACAUAUUCCCCGUUUCUGCAGAGACACAGUUUCCCAGGAACUACAUUCAGGUGGUGAAGAAAAUCCUCAGUCGCCUCUUCCGAGUCUUUGUCCAUGUCUACAUCCAUCACUUUGACAAACUUGUCGCCAUUGGCGCCGAAGCUCAUGUAAACACCUGCUACAAACACUUCUACUACUUUGUCAAUGAGUAUACCCUUGUGGAUAAGAAGGAACUAGAACCAUUGAGAGAGAUGACGGAGAGGAUCUGCCACUAGAGUUGCCAGCCACCGUAACAAGGUGCACAUUGCAGCCUUCACCAAGCACUACCAGUGUAGAGAUGCAGGGCUAUAUUUUUGUGUCUGUGAGCGAUGGGCUAGUUUGUAUGUACAGAACAUACUCUGUGAAAUCAUGGCCUAAGGUGUCCAAAUAAAGUCCAGUUUUAGGGUGAACGUUACAUGAAGACUUAGUUAUAUCCAAAUAGGCCACCGAAACAAGCAAUGUUAUGCCCUCACGUGGAGUUAAUGCAGUACUUUAUCAUUGAGAAAUGUUAGACUUGUGAGCACAUCAUAUCAUCUGAAUGUUUCAAAAAGUGUAGAAAAUUUGUCUCAGAAUUUGUACAUCGGAAAAAAAUAAUGAACAUUGUUUUUUCAGCUGCUAAGCAGUAAUCGUGUCACUAUGGACGUAUUUGAUGAAUGUUUUGAAAGUGUCUUGAGAUUGUGUACAGUUAUUGUGGAAUGGUGCUUCCAAAAGUUCAUAACCAGGAACAGGGAAUUAUCCAGGAAUUUUAACCUGUGCCAUAUGUUCCUUAAAAAAUGUUCCUUAUUCAAAUAAGUUCUGAUUUCUAUGAACUGAAAAUCAUGGAAAAUUAAUCAAUUGGGAAAUGAAUAUACCUUUGUGAAUUUGUAAUCAAAAUUAGGAACCCUUUUGGGGGAAUAUGAGGCAUUGGAAAAGCCUAGAUAAGUCUCUGUUUGGUGUAUAAUAGAAUCAGUACCCCGUUCAUAGUCAUUCCAGUGCAAGCAUUUCAGAUAGUGGACAGAUUCUGAUCUCAGAAAUGUCAGAUGUUUUACUGUGAUGUGAUACCUCUCUAUGUGAAGAUCUGAUAACAUCUCCAUGGAGAUUGAUUAAGGCGAACCCUGAGCGAACUUUGACUGAAUGAUGAGUGGGUUCUUGAGCCAAUCAGAUGUCUGCUUUCGAAAACAAUUUGGUUUAAUUUUUAUUUGAAUUCGAUUAGGAAAUUUUGAUUUUAACAGAGCACAAUUGUUUCUUCGAUCGAAACCCUUUUUGUUGAAGAUGUCACAGAGUUCAGAAAUGACAGUGUAUACAAUAUCCACAGCAACUUUAUGGAGCUGCUUUAUUUAUUUACAUUUUGAACUGAUUGUUUUUAAUUUGUUGUCAAGAUAUGAAAGUCACAUAUUCUGAUCUGAAUGCCCACUUGUAUCCAGAAACAUUAAGCUGACAUGCCGGGAUAUAAUUGGAAUACUGUUAAAAGCGGCAUUAAACCCAACUCACUGAUUAGAGAGUUCAGCGGACACGCCCUCCUAUUGAGGGUUAUCCGAUCUUCAUGCAGACAGGUAUUCGUAUUGGAGUAUAAGAUCUGAUUUUGAUUUGAUUGGACAAAUUGCAGCUUGAUAGCUAGCAUCCUUAGUGACAAAUCACAUCUUUAACAAUCACCAUCAAUUGCCUCAGGACAGGUUGCUUCUGACCUUGUCAACUUCAAUAUCCACCGACUUGUCUCUUCCGUCGGUAAUGUCCGACAGGAAGUUACAACGUUUUGUAAGCAUUCAUCAUUUACAGCUAAACAUGCAAAUAUCACGGCUUAUAAUGCUCAAAGUUUCAUCUGUCAUUGUGUGAAGUUAGUAGCAUCAAACAAUUUUAGACUUUAUACAGUGAUACCUUCUCAGGCAAGUUGUUCUGACUGUGUGUGUUAGCUUGGCCUGAUGGAUCGGGCGGUCAGGCCUGGUGAGUUGGUGGGUUGUGUGUCAUCAUACAACCAUGGUGUAGAUCAUUGCUCACAAUAUCGAUCACUGGAUUGUCCAUUCUUGACAUGUUGAAAUGUGGCCUGCUUGGCUGUAAACCUGUAGGCCAUAAAUGACAGUAGAAACAUCCCAGGAAACAAAAUGAGAUGAUAUAGAGCUUUAACAUGUUACAUUAAAAGCAAAAGUUCUAUUAUGUAGAGAAAAAUCUCACUCAUAUGAUGUCUGGGCAAUAAUCGAUUCCAUUGUGUCAAUGGAUUUUCUGGUUCUUAAUUUUCUCUGGCAUUGACAUUUUAUGUUUAUUUUACAAUUUCAAGACUGUUCACCACUGUGGCCAAUCAGUAUUGUAAUGCUCACCAUUUUAAACCAUAUACAUGUAACAAGAAUGAUGCAAAGGCACUGUCUUGAACCCUAAGAGGAACAUCAUCAGAAUGGACCCAUCUUUAUAUGCAUAACAUAUUUGUGAUAUCAUUUUAACAUAAACUGUUACUCUUGCCUGAGGAGGUAUUUUCUGUGUUAGUUUAUUCAUUGAGGGUAAUUUAACGAAGGAGGAAAAUAGACUCUUUCAUCUCUUGGUGUUUGAUCAUGUUGAAUGUAUGUAUAAGAAUAUACAGUCCGCCCAGCCUGAAAUGUAAUACACCUAUUUAGGGCUGUUUGAUGAAGCUCUAGGGCCCUUGACGAGCAUUCUCGUUUGUGUAUACUUUCACACUGUAGGGUGAUUUAAGACAGCUUUAAUGAAGGUGUGAUAAUGUAGACAAGCCUAUUAAAACAUUCUUGUCUUGAUCAAAUUAGGUUGAAAGCUAAUAUUUCAUUCAUGAAUUUCUUGUAUAUUUUUCAAUUUUGUCUGCAGUAAGAUGGAUUGAUUUAGAAAGGUGAGGGGUUUGUAUCUUGUCUAUAUUAUCACACCUAUCAAGUACUAUUUCCACAUAUAGUGGUGAAAUCUCAUUCAUGCCAAUCCACUAUCAUCCUCACCACACAGGGGAUAUUGCAUUUUGGUCAUCUACUUACUAGCCCUGGAUUCCCUUCUAACAUUUCUAAACCAAUUUUUGCAGCCAGUGUCAGUAUACCAAUGUAUAAGCAGCAUCACUGCAUAUGAGAAAGUAGUUUUUCUUGGUUAAAGAUCAAAUCACUAUAAUUACUAUUUAGACUGAGAUUCAGUCUUUGUUUUACCUUAAAAGAAACAGUUUCUUGUAUUUUGUAACUCCAAGAUCAGAAAUGAGUUUGCGUAAGCUGUUUAACUGGUUGAUGAUCAGAGUGCAAUGGCCUGAAGGAUGUUAUCCUGUUUUGCAAGUACUAUUCAUCCCUUUCGCGUUAUCACUUCACAGAUAGUGUGACUUGCUUGUGACUGUAUUCAAAACUGAGACAAGGCCUCAGCCACACCGAAUGCAGGAUAGUUGGAUUUUGAAAGCUACAGACCCCACCAGCUCAAAACCUGUUAGUUUUGCGAGCCAAUAAAGAUUUUAUUUAUUUAAGUAUCUAACAAUGCUGUAAUGCAGGUGGAUACUGUCAGUGCAAGGGAGAUAACUUGUGUAUGAAUAAAGAAAAUUAAAGUAGAAAUUGCCAGUUAAGAUUUACAUAAACAGUUACAUCUUCCUUAGUUAAAGAUGUUUUAACAGUUAAUUUUAUUUGUUUUGAAAAACCCCCAGAUGACCUCUCAUCAUUAAAAGAUAAGCGAUCUGAGCUAAGUUUCAGUUUUUGUCGGACUCCCACAACAUUUAGAGUGGUGGAGUUUGUGCAUUGUGGACUGGCUCAGAACGAUCUUUCUCCAAAUUUUCUUUUAAGAUGUAUUUUCACCCUGAGUCCUUCCUGCUUGAGACAUAAUAGUUAAGUAUUAUUUUGUGAACUUACUUUUCAAACAGUGAAAUAAUUGAACUUUAUUGUUAUCUGUGAAGCAUUGUGUUGUGGCCUUGUCUGAGUCUGAGAGCAUCAUGUUGCUGCCUCACAUCUGUGACCAAUCACUGUGUUACCUUGCCUAGUCAUAUGAACAGUCGCAUCAUUGCAUGGCUGUUGCGUGGUGUAAAUAUUGUGUAGUUACCCUGUUCGUUUCAAUGUCAUAAUCAAACAUUUGUCAUUCGCAUUGGAAUCUCAGAUCUCGCAUGUGAACAAGGAACUUUGUCUGCAGACUGAGUUUGGGGUCCUGUGUUUUCAAAUGAAGCCGCUUCUAAGGAUUAGGAUGAUACUGUUGAACCUUCGUAAACCAGAAACCUGCUAUUAUGGACAGUCCGUUGGGUCCUUGUGUCAAGAAUUCUUGUCCUGUUUGUCUCAGAAGCACAGUACUUAAUUUGGUCCUGAUGGAUUUAAACUGUCUGGACAUCGUGUGGAUUCUGGGUAAGAAUAUAGGCCCACAGCAACCUAUGCUGGUCGUAAGAGGUGAGUAACUGGAUUGGGUGGACUCAGUGGCUGGUUGAUUGUAUGUCAUUAUAUCCCAAUUGAUGCUCAUGAUGUCAAUCACUCAAUUUUCUGGUCCAGAUUUGAUUAUUUACAAAACACUGUCAUAUAGCUGGAAUAUUGCUGAGUGGGGCGUUAAACAACAAACAAACUGUCUGGAUUAACACAGUUCUGGUUUAUUUGAAUUUUUUACAACAGCACUGUCAUACCUUCAUGAAAUGGGGCCAAUGUUUAAAUCUGCAACAACUUAUAACAUAAAAGAACACAACUUAUUUUAUGGGGUUAUGGAAAAUAAGGGUUUGUUCAGGAUUUUGAAAGAGAGCUUCAUUUAAAAAUUCCAGAACUCACAACAUCAGUCCUUGAUCAGUCCGUGAUCAGUCCGUGUUAUAUUAAAUGAUGAAAUAUGGAUCUGCUGGUGCUAUAGGAGUAAGUAGAUUAAGCUUAUCUUUUCACUAAUUUUGGGAAAUGAUUGUCACUCACCAGAUUUUGGAUGCGUAUUUGCGAUGUGAAAUUUGAUUGUAAUCAUCGGUACAUAUUUGAAUUGUGACGAUGAAGUUGUACUCUCUUCCAGGAUUAUCACACAUGAAUCCAACAAAGGCUAUUUUUGUAGCACUCGGUGCCGUUCCACAAAGUGAUCGUAGCACUUAGUGAUUGAUAACUUUAACUGACUUCAACAUAGACUUAUGACAGUUGUUGUGCUACGAUCACCUUGAGGGAGGGGGCCCUGGUCUUAUUUCCUGACUCUACAUUUGGAUGUCCUUAACAAUUGAUCAAGCAUUUCUUACGCUAAUGCUUUGGAUCUGCUACAAUGUUUACUAUUUUCUAAGCUAUAUACAUGAUGUGUAUUGUUGCCCAGUCUUAUAGCUGACAUAAAUGUUGAGUCUUUCAUAAUUCCAUCAGUAAUAAUUUUCACUGUCAGCACAGUGUUGUAUUUGGUGCACAUGCACUUUCGUAACGUCCUUGAAUAUCGGGUCAACUUGUGUCCAUGUUGUUCCUAUAUGUACUCUGUCCAUUUGACAACGUAUCCUCUGAUAAGAUUAUAAAGACUUUAUUCGCUUGAACGAACUGGUGCAUUGGCCCAGUGGUCAAACAAAUGCAGUUCUUUUGUGCAGAGUUGUGUCCCUUAGCUGUGCCAUGAUGCACUGGUUGUGAGUUCGAAUUUCAGAUCAUCCAGGUUUCUUCUGUCACUUACUUUGCUCACAGGGUGAUGGGAUAGCCAAGUUGUUAAUGCGUUCACUCAUUGCACCGUAGUCCCGGGUUUGAUUCCCAAAAUGGGUAUAAUGUGUGAAGGCAAUAUCUGGUGUCCUCUGCCGUGAUAAUGCUAGAAUAGUAUUAGUGGUGUAAAACCAUCCUUCAGAUUCACUCAAAACUUGGUGUCCUUUACCAGUCAUGUCCAAGGGUCUUCAUUAUCUGGAUAAUUUGAAUUGUGUGGAUGGUCCAACUAGUUGUCAGGGGGCACGGGUGGCCCAGUCGUCUUAGGCGCAGCGAUUCGCUGUGCAGAGCUGCAUCCCUUGGGCACGCCAGAAACCUAUGAUUGUGGGUUCAAAUCCUGGUUCGCCCCGAUUAUGUUUCUAGGUUUGUCAGCACCAUACCCAUGCUCGUGGGUUUCACCGAAGUGGUAAACGUCUGAGACCUGCAUCACUUCGGGCUUUCCUGCCACAUUAAGCUGACACGCCGUGAUAUAACUUGAAUACUGUUAAAAGCGGUGUUAAACCCAACUCACUCACUCACUCACUCACUCACCCCAACUAGUUGUCCCCCCUGCCAUACAGUCAGGUUAGGAUACAGAGAGGAACAGCAUGGACAUGGUUUAACCUGGGUAUUUGAUGGGGAAAACAUUCUUGUCGAUGUAGUGAUUUGAGUGAUACAGUAUGCUUAUAUAUUGUUUCUUUGUUAAUAACUAUAUACAUGUAUGUAUGUUCGCUCAUGUCAACCACUCUGGGCUCUUAGGGUAGUCCUGAACAUGUAGGUUGAUUGUAAUAAGAAUCAUUUGAAAAAUAUAGAAGUUGGAAUGGAUUAUGCAUUGUUAUCUCAAGGGAGGGAGAAAUAUGGACGUUUCUUAUUUUCUUUUGUCUCAUAGAAAUUAAUUUCAUAAUUGAAUUAAAGAGUGUGAUUUUUGACGACCACUGCCCAAAAUAUUCACUUUAUGUAAUACAAAUAUUGUGAUUGAUUAUUCUUACCAAUAUGAGAUCUGUGACUCAUUGAGGGCCCAUAUUUGUUGCUUGGAGUUGAAUGUUUUGUUAAGGUAUUGAGAAAUACUUGUUUCUAGAUUGUUGUAGCUGUUUGCCUGUGCAUAAUCUACCGCUGUUUCCGUACGUGACAAUUCAAUCAUAUUUCAAGCUUACACUUUCAGACAAAUUUUCCUGAAAUUAAAACACCUAAAUUAUAUUCUAAAAUAUUUGCCUUUGAAAUAUUUUCUCGAAAUCUUUUGUUUGUUGAAUAUGUAAAAUAUGUUUUUUUCCCUAUUGUGUGAUAUUUAAAAGUGUAUUAUUAAUAAAAAACGUUGUUAAUAAUGUUCCCAUUGUAUUGCUAAAUUCUUGGUAAUAAGGUAAUUUCAUAUAAACCUGUCCUAAGCUUUAUAUUUUCUUGACUAAGAAAAUUAUCUAACUUUUAAAAAUAUCUUUUGGAAUGUGACGCAAGGUUUCUAGGCAGGAUUGUUAUCUGACAGUGUAAGCUUCCUCCCCCAUGUUGAAAUGUAUAUACUCUUCUUGUGAUGGGUAUUGGUCAUAGGAUGGUUUUCUUAAAUCAUAGAAUUUCAGUUUAUUUCUCUGUCAUGCCGGUUUGAUCCAUUGUACAUAUAUUCCUGUGCCUGUCUUUUAAACCAUUUUGUACAUUGUAGUUCACUGACUGGACAAUUUUAUGAAGCAAUAUUGUGAGAUUUUAGAAAGUCCCGCCUAACAGGGUCAUGUCAGAUGAAGUGUGUCUUGUUUCAUCGGUAUUUAUUGGGCCAUGAUAGUGACAAUAUGUUAAUUUAGUUAUCCUUAACAAUCAAGCUCAGUUUACAGAUAUUCUUGACAUUUUUGUUUCUAUACUCAACUUUGCCAUGUAGCAUUCCAUUAACGUUAAAGGUUCAUGUUUAUAGUGUGGCUAGAUCGAGUCUAUGAUGUACAGCGAGAUUCCAGAUUAACAAAUAACACCAAAUCAUGAGGAACCAAAUGUUUUGAAUCAAGUCUGUCAAGCAAUGGAACACAUAUGCCCCAAUUGCCUAAGGAGCCGCAAUUUGUGCAGAGUUGUGUCCCCUAGUUGCACCAGAAACCUGUGAUCAUAGUACGGAUCCUGGUUCACCCUGAUUAUGUUUCUAGGUUUAUCAGCACCCUCCUUGUGCUGAUGGGUUGCACCAAUGCAGUGUCCAAAAUACCUGCCUGCCCGCCUGCCCCUGGGGUGGUAACUUUUCUGUUGCGUUGCAUUAUGAUUUUUUUAAGACUACUUACGUAUUCAGUUUUAUUAUAACUCCUUGUAGAUUCUCAAGUAAUUGUUUGCAUUAUUUCAACUGAAUCAAGAUGUGAUUUUUUUCUUAUUGUUUGGGGGAUUUUUCAAUAUUUAUAAUGUCUGAAUGCGGGCAGGUAACUUUGAAGAUGGGCAGGCAACACUUUCUGGUCACCUACCUGACAGUCUUGUUUGGUUAUGCAAUUAUUUCAAACACUGUACCAGUGUGGUAAACGUGUUAGUCCUGAAUCAUGUGUGGCUUUCCUUCCAUGUCAGGGUGACAUGCCGUGAUUUAACGGAAGCGCCGGUACUGUUCAGCCACUUUAUGACAUUGGUCAUGCCCUCACUAUGGGCGUGAACCUGCAAUGUUUCUGUUAAUCUUUAGUUUUAGCAGUGCUGUGAUGUCUGACAGUUCUUACUCUUUAGAGUAGUGUUUUGCUCAUGAAACUAUUUCUAUAUAUCCUGCAGUCCCUAACCUGUGUUACGUUCUCUGAAGGGUUUUUAACAAAAUGAUGCUUAUUCUUCUCUCCCAGAAUCAUGAAAUUGUCAAAGGAAACCAUAGUUUGAUUACAUCAACUGGUUCGAGGACUCCAUUGAUUUGAUAGUUGGCAGAAUAGUCAGUUUUGAGGAGAUGCGUUUAUCACUGGAAAAUAUAAUUGUGUUUUGACUUGAUGAAAAAUGCUCAAUGUUCCUUCAGAUGCUUACAACAAGAAAUACUGUGUAUUACAGAUGUUUGGUGAAAGUGAUUAUUCUAAGACCUUUGUAGUUUUUUGGCUAAAUCUUGUGAAUUUGAAAUUAUGGUUGAUUAAUGAUAAUAUUAUUUUUGCUUAUUAAUUCUGUGAAUUCUGUGUCAUGAGAAUCUGGUCUAGAUAACUUGAAGUUAUUUUUUUCUAUGAUAUUUUUGUUAUUUGUGUAUUGAUUACCGUACAGUAAGUAUUCACAAACACUGUUACGUUUAUUUCUUUAUGCCAAGUAGGAGACUCGUAUUGAGAUGUCCAGCACAAGUUCCCCUUGUAUAGGGGGUGCUGUUUUUGUGCUUGUGAUGCUGUCAGCUCCAAGAGGGAAUGCUGAGUAUUGCAGAAAGGCUGUUUGUGUAUUUUGGAAUUACAAGCACCUUGUCUAGUGGGAGGCACUUUUUUGAUGGCAGUAUGAAAAGUCCGAAAAAUAUUUCCUGUAAAAUUACUUUGUGGGUCCAGUUACAGUACCCUUUGUUACAAGAACCAACUGAUGAGUAUCCAGGCUGUAUGUGUGUCAUCAUGGCUUGGUGGCAUGACUUGUUGCUCGAGCCAUCAACCACUGGUUGGCAUGGCCCAAUCUUGAUUCUUAAGAGCCCAAGCGUUAUGACUAGCCCCUCCAGGUUCUGAGCAUCACAAGCACGAAGAUUGUGUCAUGAAGUGUCAUCUGGUAUGAUUCUGCUUGGCUAUUGAACCAGCAUUUGCCCACUUGUUCACACUGGCCACUCUUUAACACUGUACACAGUACACCAAUGUUUAUAAUUGAGAAACUCUUUAUUUGUUAGUGAACUUCGUGAGCGUCAGUGGCCUCUUUCUGUAGUGAGCUCUGGCAUGUUCUAUAGACAGUGGACUUGUCUAUCACUCUAUGUUUCUGUCGUGGCUGAACCUCAGCAAAUAAAAACGCUGUCAAAUGAUAA